This is a messenger RNA of Micromonas pusilla CCMP1545, 1135 nucleotides long. RefSeq lists its product as uncharacterized. Gene Ontology annotation, cellular component: ribosome; cytosolic large ribosomal subunit. The coding region runs from base 29 to 928 and encodes 299 amino acids. The record is from RefSeq and is a predicted model, not a curated record. Lineage: Eukaryota; Viridiplantae; Chlorophyta; Mamiellophyceae; Mamiellales; Mamiellaceae. Gene Ontology annotation, biological process: ribosomal large subunit assembly; translation. Gene Ontology annotation, molecular function: structural constituent of ribosome; 5S rRNA binding. The transcript is spliced from 3 exons.
CGCCGGCCGUGCCCAACACGCACGCACCAUGGGCAAGCGCAAAACCAAGCGCCGUUCCAACUCCGCCCUUGGCGUGACCUCUUACUUCAAGAGGUUCCAGGUCAAGUUCGCGCGACGCAGAGCCGGCAAGACGGACUACUACGCGCGCAAGCGCCUGACGUGCCAGGACCAGAACAAGUACAACUCGCCGAAGUACCGACUCAGCGUCAGGUUCACCAACCGCGACGUGAUCUGCCAAGUCAUCUACGCGACGCUCGCGGGCGACGUCACCGUCUGCGCGGCGUACUCCCACGAGCUCCCGAAGUACGGCAUGAAGGCUGGUCUCACGAACUACGCGGCGGCGUACGCGACCGGUCUGCUCUGCGCGCGGAGGCUUCUGACGAAGUACGACCUCGCGGAGACGUACGAGGGCAACGAGGAGAACCUCGGCGAGGAUUACAACGUCGAAGCCGUCGACGGCGAGCGGAGGCCGUUCAAGUGCUUCCUCGACACCGGUCUCGUGCGAACGAGCACGGGCGCGAGGGUGUUCGCCGCGCUCAAGGGCGCCGUCGACGGCGGCUUAGACAUUCCGCACAACGACAAGCGCUACGCGGGGUACGAUCUCCAGGACAAGUCUCUGGAUACCGACACCCUCGAGCGGUACAUCAAGGGCGGCGUCGUCGCGGAGUACGCGGAAGAGAUGCAGGAGGAGGAGCCCGAAAAGUUCGAGGCGCACUUUUCCAAGUACCUCGCCGAGGACUUCGACCCGACGGAGCUCGAGGAUAACAUGGACGCGGUGCUCGAGGCGAUCCGCGAGAACCCGGUCCACGAGAAGAAGGCGCGCAGCAAGCCCGCGGACGCGAAGUCGUGGAAGCCGAAGAAGCUGACGUACGAUGAGCGCAAGGCGGCGCUCAAGAAGAAGCUCGAGGCCAUCGUCGCGAGCGCGUGAGCGGGCGCGGGCGGAGGCGGAGGGUAAUAAAAACUUUCUUCCGAAACGCGUCGUCCCCGCCGCCGCGCCGGCGGAAGCGGUCGCGGUCGCGAUCGCGCGCGUCGCGUCGCGCGCGCGGGGGGGCGCUCUGUGGUGGGUGAUGGUCCGCGCGGCGUUCGUUUUAAGCUUGUAAGAAGAGACCGCGCCGUCGUUUGGACGCGUUAAAAC